Molecule: messenger RNA, 1153 nt
Organism: Manduca sexta (tobacco hornworm)
Lineage: Eukaryota; Metazoa; Arthropoda; Insecta; Lepidoptera; Sphingidae
Product: chymotrypsin-1
Exons: 6
Coding region: 21-857 (278 amino acids)
Biological process (GO): proteolysis
Molecular function (GO): serine-type endopeptidase activity
Source: RefSeq, a predicted model, not a curated record
GCGUCGGUCAGUACCUAACGAUGGCGUGUGUAUUUCUCAUCGUGUUCUCCAGUGUUGUAUUUACUGCGAGUGCAUCAUUGUUCUCGUCUGUGCCGAGCGAGGGCAGACAGCAGUGGGAGCGCAUCGUGGGCGGCACGAAAGCUCCGAACGGCUCCUACCCGUACCAGGUGUCGCUGCGGUUCUGGGGCGUGUGGCACUUCUGCGGCGCGUCGCUCGUCACGCCGAGGGUUAUACUCACCGCCGCGCACUGUGUCGACAGAGCGAAGCCAGAGUACUUCAAGGCGGUGGUGGGCACGAACCAACUCCGCGCGGGCGGCACCGCCUACGACAUCCGCAAGGUAGUUGUGCACGAACAGUACGACGACGACGUCAUCGUCAACGAUAUAGCGAUACUCUUCACUGAGGAGGAGGUGCAGUUCGGAAAGACGGUAGAUGCUAUCGAGCUGAACGAUGAGCCGCUGCAGAAGGGCGAGGAGUUGAUACUCACUGGAUGGGGUACUACAUCGUACCCCGGCAAGCUACCGAAUGACCUGAUGCAGCUGCACCUCAAGUCGAUCACGUACGAGGAAUGCAAGUCAGCGCACGACGGCGUCAACGCCGUGUUCGACACGCAGCUCUGCGCACUCACCAGGGAGGGAGAGGGUGCCUGCCACGGUGAUUCAGGAGGCCCGCUGGUGAGAGAAGGACGACAAGUAGGAGUGGUGUCCUGGGGCAUCCCGUGUGCCAGGGGAAAACCGGACGUCUACACCAGGGUGGAGUCGUACAUGCGCUGGAUCGAGAAGACCCUGUACGAUGACGACGAGGAUCACCUCAAGUACCUGAACCGACCCAAGACGCGGAGACUCGACGCUAUGUAACCAUUAUACUGAGGGCCUGUUACAAGUUACAAGUAAAAUUUUAUUUGAUAUUUAUUGAAACAACUAAUGUAAAUAGUAUUCAUUUUGUUACCAUUUAUUUGGAAUCAUAAAUUACAAUUUGGCUUUUGUAUUUGGUCGGCUUAAAAAGCUAUGUGACGAGAAAUCUUAACUCUGAAGUAAUAAGACAUGGCAUUAUAGAUGGUCUGUGGCUCGGCGCCGACACUUAUGUAUAGAGACUGUUAGAUAUUAAGUUAUGUUAUGUAUAUUAUAAUAGAUUGCAAUUUAUGUUUAUUUUA